This is a messenger RNA of Microtus ochrogaster (prairie vole), 1060 nucleotides long. It is a transcript of the gene Arpc5l, whose product is annotated as actin related protein 2/3 complex subunit 5 like. Gene Ontology annotation, biological process: Arp2/3 complex-mediated actin nucleation; regulation of actin filament polymerization. Gene Ontology annotation, cellular component: Arp2/3 protein complex; actin cytoskeleton. The record is from RefSeq and is a predicted model, not a curated record. Lineage: Eukaryota; Metazoa; Chordata; Mammalia; Rodentia; Cricetidae.
CGGAAGUGGGCGGGCGGUGGCUGUGCGCGGAGGAGGGGAGGAGGUGCCGAGCAGCCGCUUCCCGCCCCCGAGUGGAGCCGGUGAGGAGCGGAGUAGAGCCGAGCCGGCUGGGCGGCCGCCGAGCUCCCGCCAUGGCCCGGAACACGCUGUCUUCGCGCUUCCGUAGGGUGGACAUCGACGAGUUUGACGAGAACAAAUUCGUGGACGAGCAGGAAGAGGCGGCGGCGGCGGGCGAGCCAGGCCCCGACCCGGGCGAGGUGGAUGGGCUCCUGCGGCAAGGGGACAUGCUUCGGGCAUUCCAUGCAGCUUUGCGGAACUCUCCAAUCAACACGAAAAAUCAAGCUGUGAAGGACCGAGCCCAGGGUGUAGUCUUGAAAGUACUCACAAACUUUAAGAGCAGCGAGAUUGAGCAGGCUGUGCAGUCACUGGACAGAAAUGGCAUUGACUUGUUAAUGAAGUACAUUUAUAAAGGGUUUGAGAAGCCCACAGAGAAUAGCAGUGCAGUGUUACUCCAGUGGCAUGAAAAGGCCUUAGCUGUAGGAGGACUAGGCUCCAUUAUAAGAGUUCUCACAGCAAGAAAGACUGUUUAAAAAAAAGAAUCAUAUUAUCUUGAGAAGAAUUUUGGAUGCCCAGGCUGGUGAAGAAGGGACUGACAAUGGACCAUCUUCCUGAACUCCCAAUUAAAUAUUUCAGGAAACAUCUGCUGAAAUGUAUUUUAUUUUUAGGUGGAAGGAGAAAUUGUCUUAUUGUUUCCUAAAUUCUUUGCAGGAUCAGUGUCUCUGCCUUUGUCUACAGAGUAAUACAGAACUGACACUUGACUAUCAAGACUGACUGGCCAGAUUAUGGCAGGUGUACCUGUGUGUACUUUCUGUUUGCCAUGGGGAGGGACUAUUUGGGCAGGUGCAGAUCCAAGGGCUGCUGUGAAAAGAAGAGCUUGGGUUCUAAAGUGGAAAACCUGAGAGUUUGUACAGAUACUGUCUUGCAGAGAAGACAGGCUGUCUUGGGUUCAUUGUAAAGUGCCUGCUGCAUCAAUAAAGCUCUUGGCUUAUUUGUCUAUUCA